Hermetia illucens (black soldier fly) is the source of this 1767-nucleotide messenger RNA. RefSeq names its product protein catecholamines up (gene Catsup). Gene Ontology annotation, cellular component: membrane. The transcript has 2 exons. Gene Ontology annotation, molecular function: zinc ion transmembrane transporter activity. The coding region runs from base 222 to 1574 and encodes 450 amino acids. The record is from RefSeq and is a predicted model, not a curated record. Gene Ontology annotation, biological process: intracellular zinc ion homeostasis; zinc ion transmembrane transport. Lineage: Eukaryota; Metazoa; Arthropoda; Insecta; Diptera; Stratiomyidae.
UGCUAUCUAUUUUGACAGCUCCAGAUCAUCAGAAUUACUUGACUGGGGAUGCUGUCACCCGGGACCGGUAUCGUUGUUUGAGAUCUUGCUUUCCCCGUCUUGACAAGUACGCGGCGGCGGAGGUUCGAGUGACGUGUAACAAAGUUUUCCCGUCGCGUUUCCUGAUCCAGAACUGUUCACAUCACAUACGUUGUAGUGUUUGCGCACUGCGCUUUUGUAAAAUGCGGAAUUCGGAGCCAAGUGUUGCAGAAAUGAACCGGGGAAAGCCAUUUCGACGAUUCCUGGCCAUUGCUGGCAUUAUGGUGAUUGUGUUUUUCACUUUGCCGGAGAUUUGUGCGUCGCAUGAUCAUCACGAUCACGAUUUCGAGGAAGCGCCGAGCUUCAAGUAUUCGAGACAAGCGAACGAGGAGUUUCAUAAGAAGCAGCAGGAACACCUGGAUCUUCAUGAACAUGCCGGUCAUCACCACCAUCAUGGCCAUGAUCACGGGCACCAUCAUCACGAUCACGGCCACCAUCAUCACGAUCAUGGGCACCACCAUCAUGACCACGGACAUCGACAUGACAACGGCCACAACCACGCUCAUCCCCCAGCUGCUCAGAAAACAUCGGUGCCGCCAGCAGACAUGUUCAACAUAUGGCUACAUUCAAUGGGUUCAACUCUGCUCAUCAGUGCUGCACCGUUCUUGAUUCUAUACUUUAUUCCUUUGGACAAUACUGAAAAAAUGAAACCACGCCUUAAAGUUCUUCUGUCAUUUGCUUCAGGUGGUCUUCUUGGUGAUGCAUUCUUGCAUCUUAUUCCUCAUGCAACUGCGCCACACAAUCAUGCAGACCAUUCAUCUGAAUCACAUUCCCAUCAUCAUCAUCAUGAUGAAGAAGGGCACGGGCAUUCCCAUGACAUGACUGUCGGUUUAUGGGUGCUUUCAGGUAUCAUCACAUUUCUUGCUGUCGAAAAAGGCGUGCGACUUAUCAAAGGAGGCCACGGUCACAGUCACGGUGAAGCGCCUUCGCCGAAACAGGCAGUAGUAAACAAUGCAAAGAAAGACGAUGGAGACAAGAAGGCCUUGAAUAAGAAAAAACAAGAUCAAACAAAGGAUAGCAAGAAGACUAGGAAACCAGAAGAGAGCAACGUUUCGGUUUCAGGAUAUUUGAACUUGGCGGCUGAUUUCACGCACAAUUUCACAGAUGGUCUGGCAAUAGGAGCUUCCUAUUUGGCUGGGAAUAGCAUUGGACUCGUAACUACUGUAACAAUUUUACUUCACGAAGUUCCUCAUGAAAUCGGCGAUUUUGCAAUAUUAAUCAAGUCAGGCUGCUCGAAACGAAAGGCUAUGCUUCUUCAAUUGGUAACCGCCUUAGGAGCUCUUGCCGGUACUGCGCUGGCUCUGUUAGGUGCCGGAAGUGAUGCGGCUGCUUCAUGGGUGUUGCCGUUCACGGCUGGUGGUUUUAUUUAUAUAGCAACGGUAAGUGUGCUCCCGGAACUACUUGAGGGGUCUACAAAACUUGGUCAAUCUCUGAAGGAAAUUUCAGCUUUACUAGCAGGUGUAGGAUUAAUGAUUAUAAUUGCAAAUUUCGAAUAGGUUUUAGGAAUAAAAUUUUAUUGUUUACAUGAACUUAGAACAGUCUUUUUUGUGGAACUUGUUAUAGAGAUAUUUUGUAUGUAUUGUGUGCAUGUGAGGAAUUCGUCAUUUGUUAGAGAGAUUAAGUUCUUUUCGAAACAGUGAUAUGUAUCUAUCUGUGUACUGCGAUAGUAAAAUAGACGAUAAAAUGAAA